CAUUUCACAUAAAAAUUAAAUUAAAUAACACAAAAACAGUUAUACUAUUCUUCUUCUCUUCUUCAACCUCACUCACUUUUUCUCACUAUGAAAUGAAAACUUCAAAAUAGAAGAAAAAUCAUCAUCAUUACACAAAGUUACAAACCUUGAACCUUUAAGAAUGGUUUCUCUAGAAGAUUCUCGUUCCAAUUCAAAUCGUUUUCCAUUACCAAAAACCUAUCAAUAUCAUUCAUCUAUUUCUUCAAAAUCACAGCGAAACAUAGGAAGAUCCAUGCGAACAAGAAGAUCCAGUAUCUUCGAUGAAGAUAACAGUAGCUGCACUUUUACCGAAAGAUCCACCUGUGUAUCGGAAAAUCUCACCGAUUCCGUCGUCGACCUCCGUCUCGGUGAACUCGCUUCCAAGAAUCACAAAUCCGGAAAAUCAUCAACUUCUGAACAAGACCUUCUAGAUCUUUCUCAAGCUUUUAGUGAAUAUGCUUAUUCAGCUUGUAGUAGUGAUAUCUCCGGUGAGCUUCAACGGUUGGCGACGUUACCGUCGCCGGAGUGUGACGGUGGAAGUGGUGUUGGAGGUGAUGGUGUGGUUGAAGUUGUUGAACCGGAGCCUUGCAUGGGGUUUUUACAAAGAGAGAAUUUCUCGACGGAGAUUAUUGAGAGUAUUUCGCCGGAGGAUCUUCAACCGACGGUGAAGCUUUGUGUGGAUGGUUUACAGUCUUCUUCAGUGGCUGUGAAACGGUCUGCUGCGGCGAAAUUGAGGUUGCUUGCAAAGAAUCGAGCUGAUAAUCGUGUUUUGAUCGGUGAAUCCGGUGCUGUACCUUUGCUUGUUCCUUUGCUUCGGUGUAGUGAUCCAUGGACACAAGAGCACGCGGUGACGGCGUUGUUGAAUCUUUCUCUUCAUGAAGAUAAUAAGAAACUGAUAUUUAAUGCUGGAGCUGUGAAAUCGUUGAUUUAUGUAUUGAAAACUGGGACAGAGACUUCUAAGCAGAACGCCGCUUGUGCUCUGCUGAGUUUAGCGUUGGUGGAAGAGAAUAAAAGCUCAAUUGGAGCUUCGGGAGCGAUUCCACCAUUGGUUUCGCUUCUGUUAAACGGUUCAAACAGAGGGAAGAAAGAUGCAUUAACGACGCUGUACAAGCUUUGCUCUGUUAAGCAGAACAAGGAGAGAGCUGUUAGUGCUGGUGUGGUGAAGCCGUUGGUGGAGCUGGUGGCUGAGCAAGGGAAUGGGAUGAUGGAGAAAGCAAUGGUGGUGUUGAAUAGCUUAGCGGGGUUUGACGAAGGGAAGGAAGCCAUUGUGGAAGAAGGUGGAAUUGCUGCGCUUGUGGAAGCCAUUGAAGAUGGGUCUGUGAAAGGAAAAGAAUUUGCUGUUUUAACACUUUUGCAGCUUUGUGCUGAAAGUGUUACCAAUAGAGGUUUGCUUGUUAGAGAAGGUGGGAUUCCUCCUCUUGUCGCUCUUUCGCAAAAUGGAACUCCUCGAGCUAAGCAUAAGGCUGAGACGCUUCUUCGAUAUUUGCGAGAAUCAAGACAAGAAGCAUCAACUUCAACUUCGUAGAGAAGUAAUUGCGUAUUUGGGUUAUUAGUUAGGAAGGUAAUUAUACAAUGUAAUUGAUUAUUGUGUAUAUAGCGGCUUUGCUGGUUUGUACAGUGUGCCAAACAUUCUUGGAAGGAUGUUUAUUGAAGUUAGAAGAAGUUAGCAAUCUAUAAGACUAUAGACUGACCUUUAGAUGCAUGAAUAUAGCUAGGUUUGGCAUUUAGCUUUCCCUUGUUCCAAUUUGUUGUGUUUCCAGGAGUUACAUGGCGUGUGUUUGGAUUUCACCGAAUCCACUGUGUCACUAGCUCACUGCGUGGUAGCUUCAAAGCUUCAUAUUCAUGCUUCAACUACAUGCACGGUGAAUGCUUACCGACACCGGACCAAACACAAGCAUGGUUGUCUUUGAGCCUUUGGUUGAUUAGGUUUUUAAAUUUCUUUGGUACAGAUUACCCUAGUUUUGGGAAAAGGGUUUCUGAUUAUCAUUGUAUGUUUUACCUUCCCACUUGUUGUGAAAGUGCGGAGCUAGUAGCCUAGUACUUCACUGCUAUCUGGAUUAUGUUUGUGUCCAUAGCUCCUUUUGGUUAAAUUGGAGCUUGAGUUUUUGUGUAUUUUGUACUGAUGAUUGCAUGCAUAACUGUAAGCCAGUUACUCAGCUUCAUCUGUUUGCACUGAAAGUAUGUAACUCUCAACUGAAGUGUGCUGUUUUUGACAUUCAACUGUUGCUCAACAAACGUACACAUAUUUUCAUGGCCAGAAUUCCAUAUCUGAUACUCUGUCACGAAA
This is a messenger RNA of Medicago truncatula (barrel medic), 2305 nucleotides long. Its product is annotated as U-box domain-containing protein 4. The transcript is spliced from 2 exons. Lineage: Eukaryota; Viridiplantae; Streptophyta; Magnoliopsida; Fabales; Fabaceae. The coding region runs from base 161 to 1543 and encodes 460 amino acids. Gene Ontology annotation, molecular function: protein binding. The record is from RefSeq and is a predicted model, not a curated record.